Molecule: messenger RNA, 2444 nt
Organism: Gigantopelta aegis
Lineage: Eukaryota; Metazoa; Mollusca; Gastropoda; Neomphalida; Peltospiridae
Product: probable G-protein coupled receptor 83
Exons: 1
Coding region: 489-1550 (353 amino acids)
Biological process (GO): G protein-coupled receptor signaling pathway
Cellular component (GO): membrane
Molecular function (GO): G protein-coupled receptor activity
Source: RefSeq, a predicted model, not a curated record
AAAGGACUUUGAAGACCAGAAUGGAGAUUUUUUUUUUGGUUUAGUUAAAUUGACUACUUUUUCUGUGCAGUUUAAUUUGGACGACGCACUCAACACAUUUUAUUUUACCGUUAUAUGUCUGGACUUUAUUACAGUCUAGACUUUAAGUUUAUAAGCACGGGCCUUUUUCUCUUCAGAAUAUCGGGUUCAUGACGUCAUUAACUUGUUACUGUCUACGCGUUUAUAACGCAAGCAUAGCGUCAUAUACAUUUCAACAUAGUGAGUUUUAAUUUCGACAGACUGGAGGCAAUCAUGGCUUUUUUAGCAUAUAAUUUCUCUCUGCCUCACGGUGGAAACAUUUGCAUUGGACACCUCAUUGUACCUACUAGACAACGUACACCGGUCACCAUGAUCACAAGCUCUCACAGCAUAUAGGAAAACAAAAGGAGAAGAAUUGAAGUAGUGUUUCUAUCGUUUACCACACGUAACACAGGACAUCAUCAACCACAAUGACCAACGCCAUGGAAAGUAAUUUCACGGAUCUCACUCUCAAAUUGGAACAACUCAACGAUAAAGCCACGUUCACUCUCCUUCCAGCAGUAGUAUUCCUCAUCGUCGUUGGCUUGGUUAGCUUUUACGGCAAUAUCCUUGUGUGUUAUAUUUUCAUAUUCCAGAUGAAAAGGGGAACUCAGAACUUUCUAGUAUCAACUCUGGGUGUCCUGAGUCUAAUCAGCACUCUGGUGGGUAUACCUGCGUCCAUAUACAGCGGGACACAUCGCUACACGUUCUACUCAUUAAUCGGCUGUAGGUGGGGACACUUUCUCAAUUUGCUCUUUCUUAUGGCCACCAUGUUCGUCCUGCUGAUCAUAGCCCUAGACAGAUACCUGAAGAUUUGCCGUCCAUUCAAAUGUCAACUCAAACUAAGACAGACACGGAUUGCCGUGGCAGUUGCGCUCUGUUUAGCGACUGCGUUCAGCCUGCCCAGGUAUUUCAUGUACGAGAUAAAGAGUGUAAAGAUGAUGGAACCCGGAGUGAUGGGAACAUACUGCUUGCACAUCGAGGACCUCACAAUCGUCGCCUUGUACCACGCGGGGAAAAUCGUCAUCUUCCUAUCCCUCAUAAUCGCCAUGACCUUCCUGUACGCUCGCAUUGCGUGGACAUCGAGGAAUCGCAAGAAUAUUAUCAAUUCUUUCGACGACAUAAAUCGAUCGGCGGCUUGCAAGCUACAAGAGCAAAAAGAGCUACGACCGUCGAAUUCUUUGCGACUACUAGCCGACAGGGCGACCGUCAUAGGGCUGAUAGUGACGGUCGUGUUCGUGGUCAGCUUCCUGCCCUACAUUGCCAUCAGAAUAGUGAUCACUGUUGACGUGCACUUCCCAGUUUCCUUGACAGGGACGUCCCUUGUGGUGUAUGACCUAUUCGAUUGCACGUACUUUAUAAACACAGCUGCGAACCCCAUCAUAUAUGGAGUGUUGAACACUCACUUCCGCCAGGAGGUCCUCAAACUGAUGUCCAGGUGCAGGGGUCAAACUGAACGGGUAGGUCAGUACUCUCCAGGCAGCAGUGACUAGUCUAGAGGUCACCCCGAACGGGUAGGUCAGUACUCUCCAGGCAGCAGUGACUAGGUCUAGGGGUCACACCGAACAGGUAGGUCAGUAAUCUUCGGGCAGCAGUGACCAGCAUUGACUGUUGCGGGACCUUUCGUUCGAAAAACAGUAAGAAUAACACAGAGUUGAAGGUCUCCGGCGCAAAAGACGAUAAAUGGCUAUCUCAAUAAAAACGUAUUGUGGAAACGUUAACAAGCAUUGGCUUACAAUGUCAUAUUUAGAACUAUUAGUUGUGUGUGUGUUUACUUUUUAUUUGUUUUACGUAUGUAUGUACGCAUGUAUGUAUGUAUGUAUGCAUGUAUGUAGGCCUAUGUAUGUAUGUAUGUAUUUAUGUAUUAUUUAAAGUGCAAUCAAUUAUAUAAAAGUUGUGUGCCACCGAAGUUGUAAUUUCAUUGCAAAAAUAAGAACAUUAGGACCCCACAAAACACGCACACACGCAAACAUCGUAAGUUUACGUUUAAUGUUGGCCAUAAUAGUUUAAUGUGAUAAUUUGGAAUCUUAUUAUACGCAGACACUUACGCCAUUACGAAGCACAGAUCAUAGUUAGGACGAAAGAAAAUAAUUUGUAUUUUAAAAAUGUAUUAUCUGUACUGUUUCUACUUACAUAAUUAGCUUUUCUAUCGGAAAUUUAAGUUUACUUGCAAACCUAGACUUACGACGUUUUGUGAAAUUGGUCCCAGAUCUUCCACAAAAGUCGCUAUGCGCUUUCACCAGUGACCAGGGACCGCUCAUUUUGGGCUGCAAAUUUUGACAAAAUGACUUGACCCACACGAAAAAACUUUUAUUACAACUUGUAUUCCACCACCAGGAGCAAAUGCAUGGUCAUUUGCAGGGGUGGGUGUGUGUGUGGUUGUGGGU